AUGGUGGCGAGGAAACCCCCAGCCACGCCAGUGGUUGGGUGGAAAUCUACGAUGAUUUCUAUUGGCAUUCGGCCUGUGCGGACUUCAACCAAAGCUUUGAUGAAAGGGCAGUGCACGUGGCAUGCCAGGAGCUUGGAUACAACCGCGGUGUCCAGCUCCCGAUUCAGUCGAACCGGGUUAUCUAUUCGUCCAACUUUCUGGAGAGGUAUCACCGACUGUUCGGACAAUUUGUCGCGAUGCGUACGCUAUUACGAGUGCCGAGACGAAGUGUAUAUUGGCUGUUCGAAAGGAGAUGCGGAUUUGGAUUACAAGAUAUUUCUACAGAACGGUACAUUUGGAACAUUAAUAAUGCAACAGUACGGUCUGAAUGCUAGUGUAUGUGCGGAGAACUGGACGAUCCACGAGCCGAAUGUUGUCUGCAGGGAUCUGGGAUUUAACGGUGGCAUAUUGCUUGGCAACCAGAUCUAUUGGAAUCAGUCCGUUUCGCAUGAGACCCGCAAAGAUCGGUUUCAUUGUACAGAGAACGAGAAGAAUUUGAAGAACUGCACACAUUACAUUGGGGAAUCAUGUCCGGACCAAUUAUCACAUGCUUCGUUGCUAUGUUUCCAUGAAAACGGUAAGUCUAUCUCCUUUUCCCUUUGUUAA
This is a messenger RNA of Acanthosepion pharaonis, 645 nucleotides long. Lineage: Eukaryota; Metazoa; Mollusca; Cephalopoda; Sepiida; Sepiidae. The record is from the annotation of a GenBank genome assembly.